AGGGUUUUUGAUUUGACCGAAACCUUGGACUGAACGUGGGAACGGAGGGAGGAAAGAUCAGUUUGGGAAGUUUUAAUGCAUAUGAUCACCUCCGCGAUGAUCUUUAUGAUUCUGGGGGCUGCAAUGGUCAUGGCGAUAGCGUGUUUAAUGGACAUGAACGCACUACUGGAUCGCUUUCACAACUAUAUCUUACCGCAUUUACGAGGAGAGGACCGCGUCUGUCAUUGCAACUGUGGAAGGCAUCACGUUCACUAUGUGAUUCCUUAUGAUGGGGACCAGUCUCUGGUGGACUCAUCUGAGAACUACUUCGUGAGUGAGAGUGUCACCAAGCAGGAGAUGGACCUGAUGUUGGGCUUGCUGUUGGGCUUCUGCAUCAGCUGGCUGCUGCUCUGGCUGGACGGGGCCCUGCACUGCGCCCUGAGGGCCUGGAGGAGCAGUGGACCGUACGAUGGACCUUCUUGGACCUGGAUCCCGCGAUUCUGCAAUCUUCGAGAGCUGCGCAGGGGUGCAGAGUUGGGCCAGCCAGGGGACUCCAGCGGAAACAUGGUGCAUGUCAAACAGAAGCUCUAUCACAACGGGCACCCAAGCCCCCGCCAUCUGUAACUGUCAGGCUUCCCCACCUAUGAGGAGUUACUUCUCAAGCCCUUGACAGGAACUGCCGAAACCUCAGACCAACUUGGACACUUUCUUUGACAGUCUGGAUGACAGCAGAAGCUUUUCAAAUGACUUUUUGGCACACAGGCUUACCUUACGUCUGUCCGUUGUACUUGGAAUAGGCUUGUUUUUUAACUUUUUUUCAAAGAGGGGUCUUCUGUACAUACAUUGUUCGUGCCUGUCGUUUAAAGGGGCGCUCGUAUUAGCAUACUAGAGGGGGAGUUUUAUACGUUGGGCAGAGAAAGUGGAGCACUGGAGGAAUAGGAAAUGUGCCACGGUGGACUGCUGCAGAUGGGAAAGGAGAUGAGAAAAAAGGCGAGGGACUGGGGAAAUGUAUGUGAAAUGAAAGAAACAGACUACAGGGAAAAUCAAAAUUGAACAAGAGAUUGUUGUGUAUAGUGUAGAUAAUUAGGUUUGCUAUAUUGUGACUGAAUGAAUUUAUUAAACUUUAUUUGUGCAUAUUGUGGGGAUUGAAUGUGGUACACAGUUUUUUGCAUUAAUUAAGCAUUAAUACAUAUAGAAAGCAAAGGAAGUGGGGGGCACGUAUUUUGGUUUUUCCCUACUAUGUUCACAGCCCCAUUGCAGAAUGCUCUGAAAUAUUCACAUCAUACCAGCAAACGGCUAAUCAGCCAAUCUCAUACCUUCCUCUUUUGUCCAGACAUUGCUGUUGUGAGGAUAAAAUGUUUGUCUUAUUAAAAGUGCAGAUGAAGCGCAUUGAUGUGACUGUCAGUGUUUUAAGGUAUCGUUAUUUGAGUUGAGAAUUUAAUCCUUUUCCUUUAAGCAGGGAGGCAUUUUUGCCUCGGUUUCUGUGUGGAGUUGGUGUAGGUUUUUGCUGCAAUCUAAGGAUGUGUGCCUUAUAGCUAGAGGAUCCCGUGGGAAACCGCGUUAAAAACAUCAAAAAAUGUCCUGGAUGUUACAAGUUCUUUGGUGGAAGCACAGGGGCAAAAGCCCUUAGCUGGUGAGCAUCAUUCUGAUGCACAGCAGCUCUCAUCAGAUGGACAGAGGGCAAAGUCAUACUUCUGUAUUGUGGGGAACUGCUACAAUGGUGCUAGAAAGUUUGUGAACCCUUUGUGAUCAAACUUUCACGUAAGUCCCAACAUUAGAUAAAAAGAACCCAAUUAAACAAAUGACACAA
Molecule: messenger RNA, 1789 nt
Organism: Brienomyrus brachyistius
Lineage: Eukaryota; Metazoa; Chordata; Actinopteri; Osteoglossiformes; Mormyridae
Gene: tmem240a
Product: transmembrane protein 240a
Exons: 4
Coding region: 76-603 (175 amino acids)
Source: RefSeq, a predicted model, not a curated record